This is a messenger RNA of Sapajus apella (tufted capuchin), 3683 nucleotides long. It is a transcript of the gene GFI1B, whose product is annotated as growth factor independent 1B transcriptional repressor. NCBI's taxonomy places the organism in Eukaryota, Metazoa, Chordata, Mammalia, Primates, Cebidae. Gene Ontology annotation, cellular component: nucleus. The coding region runs from base 1989 to 3047 and encodes 352 amino acids. Gene Ontology annotation, molecular function: DNA-binding transcription factor activity, RNA polymerase II-specific; RNA polymerase II cis-regulatory region sequence-specific DNA binding. The transcript is spliced from 7 exons. Gene Ontology annotation, biological process: regulation of transcription by RNA polymerase II. The record is from RefSeq and is a predicted model, not a curated record.
UCCUGACCGCAGGUGAUCCGCCUUCCUCGGCCUCCCAGAGUGCUAGGAUUACAGAAAUGAGCCACCGUGGCCGGCCUCCCUUGAGUCUUUAAACAUAAAGGAAGUCAAAAGGGUCCUCUGUAGCUGACCCUGAGAACCAGCUGAGUCUUACCCAACCCUCCCAAAAGGGGAACCCGAGUGACAAGUCUCUUAGUCAAGGUGGUUCAAUCUCUCACUGAAGGUCAACGAAUUCUACGUGGGAUUUUAGAGCAAAAGGGAAGUUUAGAAAUCUCUUAGCUCAACCGUCCCUGUUGAGAGAUAGGAAAACCAAGCCCCAGGUUGGUGGCUGAUGUGGUCACAAGUUCUAGGACCCCAAAUCAGACUCAACUCUUUGGGGGACAAGAGGAGCCUCAUUACAGGGACAUCACAGUCCUGUUGACCCGAGUCCAGCUGGAAUUUGGGGUGUGGGCUCCCCAGGGUGCAGGGUUACCUCUCUUUAAGAGCACUAGCUGAGAUUCUGACUCAGGGAAGGGGCACUCUAUCAGGACCGGGGGUGAUGAAGCGAUAUGAACUGUGGACCUCUUUCCGGAGGUCCGAUACCAUCGAGGCCUCUGUUUUAUGAAGAAACCCUGAGUUUCUUUCAUAAUCUCUGCUCUUAGCUCUUUCUCAGAACGGAGUUUGUGUGAAUCAAAACCAAGUGGUUGUUCAUUAACUACAGUAUAGGUGAUUGGUUCCUGUUUUUUCUUUAAAAAAACACACUCUCCUAACAGGGGCCAAAAGGAAGUUCGCUGUGAACCGGAGGGCUUGGCCAUGGCGUUGGCUGUGUCACUGUCACUUGCCAGAUUCAGGGAGAGCAUGCUGGGGCUGAGGCAAGAAAGGGGUUGUGAGGCUCAGGGGAGGUCACUAGAAAAGGCAGGAGAAUCACUUUCCUGUGGCUGGAGAACCCAGAAGCCAGCCCCCGCUUACACCGUGCCUGGGUGGAAAUUGCUUGGCCAGGACUCAUGAGCACUAGAAAGGGUCCUUGUUAUGGGGUCUGGGGCUGGAGUCAGUUGACCUGGGGUCUCCAUGGACCCCGAGCCGAAGGGAAGACCAAUGCUUCCUGAAGGGAAGUCUGUCCCCAGCCUGGCCCCACCGAGACUCUGCUGGAGCCAUGUGGGUCUUUUAGGAACCUGGAAAAGACUUGGGGGUCAGAGGGUUUGAUUUUUCUCCCCUCUUGCCCCAGUACCCUGCAUUUCUCCCUGUGCUGCAGGCCGUGUUCACCAGGUGCUCUGAGGACCUCUGACGGUACCGGGUGGCACAGUGGCUUCAGAGUGAAAUCCUAACAGGCCAGGAGCCCUGGGCUUGAGUCACUUUCCUGUCUACACCUCAGUUUUCCCACCGGCAACCCGGGAAGACACUGCUUGACAUAGGCACACUGGGGAGCUUCAAACGGCUGUUUUCAUCCUUAGCACAUCCGCUCCAUUCCCUCUGCGGAGAGACAGCCGUGCCGGGCACUGCCCAGUGCUUCAUACCCAUGCUGCACGGAGUAACUGCCCACCUCCUGGGCUGAAAGUCAAGAGCAUGGAGGCCUGGGGGCCAGCCAGACAGACCCCAGUCCUGCUCACUCUGCCCUGGGGUCCUGAGUCCUCCAGGCCUCAACUCCUCCUGUAUAAAGUGGGACAGCAGCGGGAGUCAGCGUCACAACCAUGGUCAGGGUUAAAGGUGUAAUAAGCAGGGCAGGCUAAGCAGCCCCCUGCCAAAGGCAUUGGCCAGCGCCUCUUAUCACAGAGACCUCAGCCAGUACCUUUGGUUCCAGUUGAUUUCCUCAUAAAUAUUAUGUGUAAAAAAAGACCAUCUUUUGACGGGCAAACCGUGGCCCUCACAGCCCCCCUCAAAACAAAGUGCAAGCCCCCAGCCCUUCCCCUGCUCAUGCGGUCCCCUCCUCUCCACCCAGGGUCUGGCCUCCCCAGGGGCUUUCCUGAAGCAAAGAAGAGUUAGAAGCUGGCAGGAAGGUGUAAGGUGCACACAAAAUGCCACGCUCCUUCCUGGUGAAGAGCAAGAAGGCUCACACCUACCACCAGCCCCGUGCACAGGAGGAUGAACCACUCUGGCCACCUGCCCUUACCCCGGCGGCCAGAGACCAGGCCCCCAGCAACAGCCCUGUCCUUAGCACCCUAUCCCCAAGCCAGUGCCUGGACUGGACCAGCCUCAAACUAGAGCAGGAGCUGGAGCAGGACCAAAACUUGGCCAGGAUGGUCCCAGCACCAGAGGACCCUAUUGUGCUGUCCCGACCCCAGGAUGGGGACUCUCCACUGUCUGACUCACCCCUGUUCUACAAGCCCAGCUUCUCCUGGGACACCCUGGCCUCAACCUACAGCCACAGCUACCGGCAGGCCCCCUCCACCAUGCAGUCAGCCUUCCUGGAGCACUCCGUCAGCCUGUACGGCAGCCCUCUGGUGCCCAGCACCGAGCCCCCCUUGGACUUCAGCCUCCGCUACUCCCCGGGCAUGGAGGUGUACCACUGCGUGAAGUGCAACAAGGUGUUCUCCACCCCUCACGGGCUCGAAGUGCAUGUGCGACGCUCCCAUAGUGGGACCCGGCCCUUCGCCUGUGACAUCUGUGGCAAAACCUUCGGCCACGCCGUGAGCCUGGAGCAGCACACGCAUGUUCACUCCCAGGGCAUCCUGGCUGGGUCCAGUCCUGCGCCUGCACCUGACCCCCCGGGGCCUCGUUUCCUCCGGCAGGAGCGCUGCUUCGAGUGCCGCAUGUGUGGCAAGGCCUUCAAGCGCUCGUCCACGCUGUCCACCCACCUGCUCAUCCACUCAGACACGCGGCCCUACCCCUGCCAGUUCUGCGGCAAGCGCUUCCACCAGAAGUCGGACAUGAAGAAGCACACCUACAUCCACACUGGUGAGAAGCCACACAAGUGCCAGGUGUGUGGGAAAGCCUUCAGCCAGAGCUCCAACCUCAUCACCCACAGCCGCAAGCACACGGGCUUCAAGCCCUUCAGUUGUGAGCUGUGCGCCAAGGGCUUCCAGCGCAAGGUGGACCUGCGGCGGCACCGCGAGAGCCAGCACAAUCUCAAGUGAGGCUGCGCCAGCUCCCGGCUCCUGGCCAGCCUGCCCUGCAGUCCUGUCACCUGGAGGCCAACCUCACAUGCCCAGAUCUCCGGUCUCCUGGAGAUGGGACUGGAUGGGAGUCUUCCAGCUUGUUUUGAGACUCACCAAAUUGCCGUGUGACCUUGGGAAAGUCACUUUCCCUCUCUGGAUCAACAUUUCUCCUGCUGCCAAGUGUGGGAGCCUGCCUGGGUCUUUCUGAGCAAAAGUUGUUUCCAGGUGUGCUCAGGUGCCUUCCUCUAGCACAGCACAGAAAGCUAGAAUACCCGCAGGGAGACAGGGAUGCCGAGAGCAGACCAGAGCUGGGACCCACGGGGAGGCCUGCUGCCCACCGAGCUGGGACCUGGUCACCCUGGGUUUUAGUGGACCUCUUUCUGGCUGCAACAGGCAGAGAGUCAGAGCUGACUCCCGCCCCAGUCAGAGGCCCAGCACCCGCUCUGCUUCGGCCAGAUGUGCUGACUGUCCCCUACUUCUGACCAGCACUCAGCUGGCCACUGGGGAUUCCAGUUCUACAGCCAGGCCAUGAGGCUGGAGAAACUGGCAGUUACUGCUGUCGAAAGCCUGUCCUUUCAAUUGCUGUCAAUAAAAUUAAAGACACAGAUUUGCUGC